Molecule: messenger RNA, 1929 nt
Organism: Schistosoma rodhaini
Lineage: Eukaryota; Metazoa; Platyhelminthes; Trematoda; Strigeidida; Schistosomatidae
Source: the annotation of a GenBank genome assembly
GCACAUAGUAUCAGCACCUUUUGUCGAUACAUUCAAAACGAGGUUGGAUAUUCACAAUAUCACAUUGUUAUAGGUCGAUAGACUUAUUGUCCCUACAAAUGAAGACAACCAUUUGAACUAUAUUUUAUAUAGUGACAGUACCCGCGUUAAUGAACCACAAGGUCAAUUCCGCGAUAAAACAUGCGUCUAAAUGUUGUUGUGGCAGUUUCUGAAAACUGGGGUAUCGGAAAGGGUGGAGGGUUACCUUGGAAAAUAAAGAAAGACAUGGAGUUUUUCAAAACAGUAACGACUAAAGCUCAUCCAGGUAAAGUUUUUAGCCUAAAAAUAAAUCCAGGCCUCAAAAAUGCGGUUGUUAUGGGGAGAGUUACAUGGGAAUCUAUACCAGAGAGCUUCAGACCACUAAAGGAUAGGAUUAACAUAGUGGUAUCAAGCACGCUAUCACACGCACCAUCGUGUGUUCAAAUUGUUCCCAAUCUUAAUGCAGCGAUUGACUUGUUAUAUAAUGAAGAAUUCAGCUCUAUAGUAGAUGAGGUUUUUAUUAUCGGUGGGUAUCGUCUUUACAAAGUGAGUUAGAUUUUAUGCCCUAUUUUGUAUCUCUGGAGGCUUUCGCACAGUUAUUCUAGACUGAUCAACCAUAAAAAGUAUGGACUUACUAAAUUUUUUGUAUUCUUAAAAUUUUUUAACUUUUGCUCUGUUAUUGGUUAGAAAAACGGUCAGAUAGAUGGAAAAACUAACUUCACUAUUAACGAUACAUUAGUUUCCUUUAUCCUCCAUUUAUUAAAUUAAUCAUUUUAUAUGUUUCUUUCUAGUGAUUUUAUUAUCCUUAUUCGUUUAUAUUAACUUAGUCUGUUCUUAAAAACUGGUAUCUCUGAUCGAUUUAAGUAGGUUUAUAUAGAAGAUGUCAAGAUGCACAACAAAGAACUAAGAGUAUUUAUGUAGUCUACAAUAGUAAAAUAAUGAGUCAUAAAGAACGCGAGUGGGAAAGGAAUGAAAUCGAAAAAGAACCUAAUGAUUCCACUUACCUGUUUCGAAGGUGUCUAGAAAACAGUUUCAGUUUUGAUAAACAUGUCUUAUUGAAAGUGUUACCUUAGGGGUAAGGAAGUAUCUUCUUAUGUCUAUUUAGAUGUGAUCGUAAUGAAAAUUUAGCAGAGUUAAUUUCAUUUAUUGGAUGCCUACUGGGUGUUAGGCUAAGAUUUUGGAAAAAACGGUUUGUCAUUGGUACGACCAUAUUCAUGAACGUACACAUAUCGAAUGGUUGGUAUUCAUUAAGGGUUUUGUAUGUAACUGGGCAUUAAAAGGAACCACAAAAUAUUCUUUCUUUUCAGGUUUAACCAAAACAGCAGCCAAGAGCACUUUAUGAAGUCUAUUGUGUAGGCGAAAUUAUUAUAUGCAUUUGAGUUCGAAUUAUUUACACUUAGACUUUUGUAUUUACAGACAACCUAUAUUUUCUUAAUUUAGGAAGCCUUAAAACAGUCCAUAUAUCCGGUUCGUAUCUAUUGUACGCACAUACUAAGUGAAGUGGACUGCGACACUUAUUUCCCAGAAGUCGAUUGGGAUAAGCUGAAAAAAGUUGAUCUACCUGAUAUACCGGCGGAUACUUUCACAGAGAAAGGAUUUACGUUCAAAUUCUGUGUUUAUGACGUCCCAUCGGAACAGUUUAUAUAAUUUGUAAAUUUAUCAGUAGAUAUCAAGAAAUCAAAUAUUUAUUUGUAAAAUUUUUAAUUUUAAAUACAAAUUGUUUUUAUACGUCUCGUUUACUUUCAUCAUACUUGAUGUAAACCAAGACGAUUUAAAGAAAAGAUUUUGUUAUAUUAAUCGGCUCAUCACCACUUACUUACAUCUGUUAUCCCUGGUACAGAAGCAUAGGUCGCACAAGAACACUCUCCAUCCAACCCUGUCCUGGACAAUCCUUUCCAGUUAACAUUCAUC